Molecule: messenger RNA, 1748 nt
Organism: Lingula anatina
Lineage: Eukaryota; Metazoa; Brachiopoda; Lingulata; Lingulida; Lingulidae
Source: RefSeq, a predicted model, not a curated record
CUCUGCGGCUAGCACAUGGCUAUUAUAACUGCAGCAAAUGAUGCAAAACUUUGACAGGCUUUAGAUGUAUAGCCGUUUUUCUUUAGAUAGAGUAGUAGUUUAAGUACUGUUGUCUAGGGGAAAUGGCUGGGGUAGCAGUGGGUGAAAACAGGCUAGUAAUGCCAAAGAUUAGAACUCAUAAAAGGCAGCAGCCAUCCACAGUUCAGCCUAGAGCUUUUCCCUUCUAUGAUAGUGAGAGGAUAUUUGAACUUGCUCAUCCAAAAGAAUCCAAGGCAAUAUGGCAAACAAGUUUUGGGCCACGUGUUCUCUGGGGCACACAAGAUAUGCUAUGGCCAAUAAGUGCAGAUGCACUGAAGACUCAAGCCACUGCCAGAGUUAUACAGCUAGCAAACCCGAAGAAAAAUUUUCAGACAGGAAUAAGAGUGAACAGGCCUCAAUACGAGGUGGGUAGCUGUGGUCGUGCCUCUGUCAUCUGGGAAGUCAGUCCCUUAGCACAGAAAGCAGAACCCUCUGAAAGACUUUGUGUACUGGCUUACCCUAAAAAACCUUUAAAGGAGUAUUUGGAAAAAGAGGAUAGACGUUCAUUUGCCUACAGCUGUGGACGUGUGAGUCCAAUUUGGGAACUGAGUGAAGCUGCAAAACAGUGCGAGGAAAGGCCUCGAACAAGUAAUUUGUCAAGACCCAAGUCGGUUCAUCCUGAUUUCCAAGGAGAACGGGAGAUAGCAACUAUUAUCCCCAAGCCAGCACUAACACAUGCCAAGUGUACUGAAAGACUAGAGUUCCUGGCUAGGCCUAAAAGCCGAAAGGAGGGUCCAUUUAGAGAACCACAGUGGCCGGUUGCCAAGACAGCUAUGUCAUUUAAUGCCUCAAACCGCCAACUGGAACUUGCUAAACCUAAAACAUUGCCUGAAGGCUUUCAACCAAACAGGGAAGACCCACAGUGGAGAAUUUCAAGAGCCUCUAAAAAGGCUAUUGCAGGUGUACGUCUCAAUGAACUCUCAGUUCCAAUCAUCAGAGCAACAAUGGACCAUGUGCAAUUUGAUCCAGAUGCUUUUCUAGUAAAAGAAGCUGCUCUCAAAGCAGUUUGCUCAAGACGCACAGAAGAACUAGCCCAGCCAAUUCAGCGUUAGCUUCAUAUCAUCUCAUUACAUUUGCUCACGUUUCUCAGUUUGAAGCAACACAUCUAUCGAUGGUAGUAAAUACUUAAAAUCGUAAUCAGUUGGAACGACUGUUCUUUUUGUUCAACUGCAGUUGGACAUCAAGAAUUGUGACCUCUUUGUUAAUACGUGUUUGAAAGCAGAUGUACACUUUCAACACAGAAAUUUUCUUUAUUAUGACCAUUCAUCUGUUGUUGUCUAUAAAACUGUGAUAAUUUGCUCAAUUUUGCUCACUUUCAGUUGGUGCUGAAAUAACUGAGAGGAGAACAUCACUUUAUACUUACGCAGAUUUUUUCUUAUUAGUAUGGAUUUGUGAUUUGAAGUGCUUUUUAACUUACUUUUUCAAUACUAACAUUUUAAAAAAUUUACUUGUGGAAUCAAUGCAUUAGAUCUGCUAUUUUGAAUAUCAUUCAUUGAAAUUUGGUGAUUUUUCUGCAGUGCCUCCUUAUUUACAGAUUUUACCUCUUGACCUUAUAGAAGCUGAUCAAAUUUAUUCAACAUUAUGCAGAUAAUUUUCAGACAUGUCUGACAUUGCCAAGUGUGUAAUUUGCUCAACAAUGCUGAUUUCAAAUAAAUUUACAUUUAACAGAU